GAAUUUUAGAGCUGGUGGGAUUGUUUAUUUGUCUGUUUGCGGAAUCUAAAUUUUAGCUGAAUGAGUAUUAAAAUGAUGAAUUCACCAGGAUCCAAUUUCAUCAACCCAAACAGCAUGAAUGCCAGAACAUCAAUCUAUGAAUCUCCUCAGGCACGUCAUAAAAAGCUUAGGGAGAUGUUGGAUCGUACUAGUACGCUUCAAAAUGCUACGGUUGGAUCCCUCAAUAUUUUGGAAGAGGCUGUCGGGGAGGUGGAUGUUAUUCAUAAUGAUAUCGAUGACAAAAUUAUCAAUCAAGAUCAGAUUGUUUUGGAUUCGGAAGUUAUGAAAGUUUCCGCCCAGGUCAUUAGAGGUGCUGCACGAUCUCUAGAUGAGGAGACAAAUAGUUAUAAUGCAGUAGAGUUCACUGAAAAUUUGCUAAGGUACGCUCGUAAUUUGUCUGACGAAACACUAGAAGCGCCGAAUUGGGAGUUGCUGGGACGACAGAUCGCUCCAAUGAUUAUGCCAUGUGGUUCAGCCUCAACUCUUCUUCACUGCAUGGAGCUCAUGGAGGCUGGGGUGCAUCAGAAAAGGUCAAAAAUCGUAAAUCGUAGAAGGGAUGCCCUCCUCCCAGCGAAAAAACCUGAGAAGAUCGUGGCCAUUGCCAAUGAUGACAAUCCAGUCGAUAAAUCUGUUGAUAAAAUUGCUCACCUAAUUAGGAAGUACUAUAAACGUAACAAUGAGCCUCUCAACUUCUUCAAGCUUAUCGUCAAUCCACAUGACUUUGGAAAGACUGUGGAAAACAUGUUGCACGUUUCGUUCCUCGUUAAUGAUGGCAGGAUGGCUUUAUCAGUAGUUUUUUUUAUUUCAGGGGGAGAUGGUGAUCUCUUCAUUCAACCAGUGGCUAAGAAUGUUUUUGAAGAACAACAGACAUCUGGAAAUGCUAAGAGAAUUGCUAAUAUCCCAUCGUUGACAUUGAAAACAUGGAAACUGUUGAUUGACGUUCUUGAAAUUACCGAACCUAUGAUCGACUUUGAGUAAAAAAUUAUCAUUAUAGCUUCCAUUGUUAACAAGAACAUUUUAUAAAAUUUUUCAUAUAAAAUUUCCAGUUUAAAACCA
This is a messenger RNA of Fopius arisanus, 1095 nucleotides long. It is a transcript of the gene Nse4, whose product is annotated as Non-SMC element 4. The transcript has 5 exons. The record is from RefSeq and is a predicted model, not a curated record. Gene Ontology annotation, biological process: DNA repair. The coding region runs from base 61 to 1017 and encodes 318 amino acids. NCBI's taxonomy places the organism in Eukaryota, Metazoa, Arthropoda, Insecta, Hymenoptera, Braconidae. Gene Ontology annotation, cellular component: nucleus; Smc5-Smc6 complex.